GUGAGGGGUGGCCUCUGGUGGAGAAAGGUGGAAUUUUACCUUCUUUAUGUGCUGUACCUUUAAGAAAUCAAAAACGCGAACGGACUACGGCAACCCCACUAGGCCAUUGAAGGGAGGCGUGACUUCCUGAUAGGAAGAACCGGGAAGAUUCACAGGAAAAGCGAGGUUGGGGGGUUAAUGGUUUAAAAACCCUGUUAUAACACUCGAGUGAGCAAUCAGAUGGAGUUUGAUUGGUCUACCGUGUAUUGGAGACUGGAGAAAUGUGGGUGAUAGUUGCUAGUAACGAAACCUGUCCACUGCCGUAUUUUUGGGGUUUAUUGGUACUGUAACGUGUCGAAUCCAUUGUUUGCACUGUAACGUAUGGGAUGUGGUUUAUUCCCCGCGCAUUUUAUGUGUACUACUUAUACAUUUCGUAAGCACUCGGUUAGGUUUUCUGGUGUUUUGUGUUUGGUAAGAUUGUUUCAAGAAUAAGAUACCUGGUUCACAGAGGGGGACCAAAUUGUUUUGAUUAUAUAAACAAACUCUUAUCCCGGGCUUCAACUAGCCUACUGGGAACUUUGGUUUUCAAUAAAUCCAUUUUAUAUUCAAUUGCAUUUGUGCGCUGUGUGUAUUUCUCCCAGCUACAAAUCUUGGUACCAGGAGUGGGGUUACUUGUACAUAUAGGCGCCCAGGGGUGGUGAGUUAUAGUGCAAACAAUCCAAAAUACGGCAGUGGUGAAGAACGGCUCGGGUCCAGUGAGGAGGAGCCAACCUGGUGUGGUCAGAUCACUGUGCAAGGGAGCGUGCGGAUUGCAGACAAGGCCAGGUGUGCGUCGUUGGAGGGGACGGCAUCCAUCCACUCCCAGGGGACACCGUUGCAGAGACGUUAUCCUUUGAUUAGCGUGCUUUAAGGACUGAAUCUCUCAGGAUGGACGUAUCGAUUAAUCUUGAAAGUGAGGACCCUAUACAGGUGGACAUUCAAGCACAGUUGACUAAACUUAGAGAGGAGCAUGAAAGAGCUAUGGCUACCAUUGCAGGUUUGCGAGGUGAAGACAAUAGAUCUUAUGUCUAUAUUUCCAGGGAGCGUCACAUUGCUCCCUUUAGCGGGGAUCUUGAGAAAGAUGGGAGGUCAGUGGAUAACUUCAUUGAAGAGAUUGAGAGGGUUCUCCGUACAAUGGCAAAUCGGUCAGCUCAUGAUAAGUAUGAUUUUGUCAUGUCAUUACUGAAAGGGUCUGCUUUAGAAGAAGUACGACUUUGCACAGAUGACAAACCCAUUCUGGUGGAAGACUUGUAUAAGCACUUGAGGGAAGCGUUCACUGAUAAACGUAGUGUGCCCCAGCUCCUGCAUGAUUUCUAUAGCUGCAAACAGAGAGAGGGUGAGGACAUACUUGACUAUUCCCAUGCCGUGCGGAAGGCCUUGCAACAGGUUGUCAAACGCUCACCUACUUCAAUUUCCAAUGUGCAAGUGGCCUUGCGGGACCAGUUUGUGGAGGGGAUUCGUGAGCCUACUCUGAGACGGGAACUUAGAAGAUACGUGAGAGGUAAACCCGCUAGCACAAUGGUAGAAGUGCGUGAGGAAGCUAGUCUCUGGACAAUGGAGGAGCCCUCUGCACAUGCCAAAUCCACCAAGAGUAAGAGUAGAGUAUCUGAUCAGGGAGAUGAGGCCUACUGUGCAGCAGUUGGCGCCUCGGGACAAAAUCCCAUGAGCUUGAAUGACGUUUUGAAGGUGGUGUCAGAGCAAGGGAAGCAAAUUAAUGAGCUAACACAAGCAAUAAAAGACCUAACAACUCAGACAGCAACCACCUCCAGGGUACAGCCCCGGGCUCCUUUAAGAUUUACACAAGAUGGUAAGCCAAUCUGUCUGAAGUGUCAGAAAGAAGGCCAUAUCGCCAAAGAAUGUCCACAGAAAUACAAGGUGAGGGGGGUGGUUAACUCUGGGGCUCAGGGAAACGACCCACCCCAAUUGCUGUGAGCCAGGCAAUUCGGGGAGAAAAUACAGGCUCAAAGAUGUUACCCUCUCAUGACGUCUUAUUGCAACGAGCAGUAGGCACUUGUCCAGUGGUAGAAAUUAAGGUGAGGGGUGUACCCAUUUCUUGUUUGCUGGAUACAGGGAGUCAAGUGAGCACCAUUACUGAAAAAUUCUUCUAUGAGCAUUUGGG
Neoarius graeffei (lesser salmon catfish) is the source of this 2137-nucleotide messenger RNA. RefSeq lists its product as uncharacterized. The transcript has 3 exons. The record is from RefSeq and is a predicted model, not a curated record. Gene Ontology annotation, molecular function: zinc ion binding; nucleic acid binding. Bases 907 to 1950 code for a protein of 347 amino acids. NCBI's taxonomy places the organism in Eukaryota, Metazoa, Chordata, Actinopteri, Siluriformes, Ariidae.